Molecule: messenger RNA, 1176 nt
Organism: Verticillium dahliae VdLs.17
Lineage: Eukaryota; Fungi; Ascomycota; Sordariomycetes; Glomerellales; Plectosphaerellaceae
Product: DUF250 domain membrane protein
Exons: 4
Coding region: 1-1176 (391 amino acids)
Cellular component (GO): Golgi apparatus; endosome; trans-Golgi network
Molecular function (GO): antiporter activity
Source: RefSeq, a predicted model, not a curated record
AUGGCAUACUCUCCGCUGCCCGUCACGGAGGACGCGGCUCCCCCGCCGGCGCCGGCUCCGGCUGGGUCAACGCUACAGACUGCCAUCUACAUGGUCCUGUGGAUCAUUUCUUCCAACUUUACCAUCUUGUUUAACAAGUAUCUCAUUGAUACAAUCGGUUUUGCUAUCCUCUUGACCUGCUGGCACCUCGUCUUCGCUGCUGUCGUCACCCAGAUUCUCGCCCGCACGACGACCUUGCUCGACAGUCGCCAUCAGCUGCCGAUCAGCGGCCGCUUUUUCAUCCGUACCAUCCUACCCAUCGGCAUCGUGUCAUCAGGCUCUCUCGUCUGCUCCAAUGUCGUCUACCUCUAUCUCUCCGUCGCCUUCAUCCAGAUGCUCAAGGCCGCAUCCCCCGUCGCCGUCCUCUUCACCUCCUGGGCCAUGGGCGUUGCCGACCCCACCAUGACCGCCAUCGUCAACGUUCUCUGCAUUGUCGCCGGCGUCGGCCUCGCCAGCGCCGGUGAGGUCGACAUGUCCAUGAUCGGCACCGUCAUCCAGCUCGCCGGCAUCAUGUUCGAGGCUUUGCGCGUUGUCCUCAUUCAGAAGAUGCUCAGCAACGAGGGCCUCAAAAUGGAUGCCCUCGUGGGUCUGUACUACUACGCACCUGUUUGCGCAGUCAUGAACCUCGUCGUCGGAGCCGCGCUCGAGAUGCCACACUUCAAGUACGAGGAUCUCGAGCGAGCAGGGUUUAUGAUGCUCAUACUCAAUGCGGCUGUUGCUUUGCUGCUCAACUUCACCAGCAUGGUCUUGAUUGGCAAAACUUCUGGCCUCGUGACUACUCUCACGGGUAUUUUCAAGAAUAUUUUGCUCAUUGGCUGCUCCGUCCUCUUCUGGCACACCAAGAUCUCUACCAUCCAAGUUGUCGGCUACAGCGUCAGUCUGGCGGGCUUGAUUCACUACUCUUUUGGCACGGAGAAGAUUCUCGGAGCCCUCAAGGGAGCCUUGGCUAUGGUCACUGGCGCUGUCGGGGCAGCAUCGGUCUCGGGCGAAAAGUUCCGCCCGUCGCGGCGCAUGCGCAUCGGACUGGUCAUCGCAUUCAUCACGCUAUUGAGCAUAUGCAUCUUCUUGGCGUACAUGCGGCACAUUGAGGCGUCGCCUUUGGAAUGGGUUUGGUCAACAACUGGAGGGACGGUAUAG